Messenger RNA from Peromyscus leucopus (white-footed mouse), 4104 nucleotides. RefSeq names its product solute carrier family 6 member 11 (gene Slc6a11). Gene Ontology annotation, molecular function: gamma-aminobutyric acid:sodium:chloride symporter activity. Lineage: Eukaryota; Metazoa; Chordata; Mammalia; Rodentia; Cricetidae. The record is from RefSeq and is a predicted model, not a curated record. The transcript has 14 exons. Gene Ontology annotation, biological process: sodium ion transmembrane transport; neurotransmitter transport. Gene Ontology annotation, cellular component: plasma membrane. The coding region runs from base 29 to 1912 and encodes 627 amino acids.
GGCCGGCGCACGAGGCGGCAGGGCGGCCAUGACUGCGGAGCAGGCGCUGCCCCUGGGCAACGGGAAGGCGGCAGAGGAGGCGCGGGGGUCCGAGGCGCUGGGCGGCGGCGGCGGGGGCGCGGCGGGGACGCGCGAGGCGCGCGACAAGGCGGUUCACGAGCGCGGCCACUGGAACAACAAGGUGGAGUUCGUGCUGAGCGUAGCGGGCGAGAUCAUCGGGCUAGGCAACGUGUGGCGCUUCCCCUACCUGUGCUACAAGAACGGUGGAGGGGCAUUCCUGAUUCCCUACGUGGUGUUUUUCAUCUGCUGUGGAAUUCCUGUCUUCUUCCUGGAAACGGCGCUGGGGCAGUUCACAAGUGAAGGAGGCAUUACCUGCUGGAGGAAAGUCUGCCCUCUAUUUGAAGGCAUUGGCUAUGCAACACAGGUGAUCGAGGCACAUCUCAAUGUCUAUUACAUCAUCAUCCUGGCAUGGGCCAUCUUCUACCUAAGCAAUUGCUUCACCACUGAGCUCCCCUGGGCCACCUGUGGGCACGAGUGGAACACAGAGAAAUGUGUGGAGUUCCAGAAGCUGAACGUCAGCAACUACAGCCAUGUGUCCCUGCAGAACGCCACCUCCCCGGUCAUGGAAUUCUGGGAGCGCCGGGUCUUGGCUAUAUCUGAUGGUAUUGAGCAUAUUGGGAACCUCCGUUGGGAGUUGGCAUUGUGUCUCUUGGCGGCCUGGACCAUCUGCUACUUCUGCAUCUGGAAGGGUACCAAGUCGACCGGAAAGGUCGUGUAUGUCACGGCAACCUUCCCCUACAUCAUGCUGCUGAUCCUCCUGAUCCGAGGCGUCACCCUGCCAGGUGCCUCUGAAGGCGUCAAGUUCUAUCUGUACCCUGACCUCUCUCGGCUCUCUGACCCACAGGUGUGGGUGGACGCUGGGACACAGAUCUUCUUCUCCUACGCCAUCUGUCUGGGCUGCCUGACCGCUCUGGGAAGUUACAACAAUUAUAACAACAACUGCUACAGGGACUGUAUCAUGCUCUGCUGUCUGAACAGUGGCACCAGCUUCGUGGCUGGGUUUGCCAUCUUCUCGGUCCUAGGCUUCAUGGCGUACGAGCAGGGAGUGCCCAUUGCCGAGGUGGCGGAGUCAGGCCCUGGACUGGCUUUCAUCGCCUACCCCAAGGCUGUCACUAUGAUGCCCCUCUCCCCAUUGUGGGCCACCUUGUUCUUCAUGAUGCUCAUCUUCCUGGGUCUGGACAGCCAGUUCGUGUGUGUGGAGAGCCUUGUGACAGCCGUGGUAGACAUGUACCCCAAGGUCUUUCGGCGGGGCUACCGGCGAGAACUGCUCAUCCUGGCCCUGUCCAUCAUCUCCUAUUUUCUAGGCCUGGUGAUGUUGACCGAGGGAGGCAUGUACAUCUUCCAGCUUUUUGACUCAUACGCCGCCAGUGGCAUGUGCCUGCUCUUUGUGGCCAUCUUUGAGUGUGUCUGCAUCGGCUGGGUGUAUGGAAGCAACCGGUUCUAUGACAACAUCGAGGACAUGAUUGGCUACCGGCCACUGUCACUCAUCAAGUGGUGCUGGAAAGUUGUGACCCCUGGGAUCUGUGCGGGCAUCUUCAUCUUCUUUCUGGUCAAGUACAAGCCCCUCAAGUAUAACAAUGUGUACACAUACCCAGCUUGGGGCUAUGGCAUUGGCUGGCUCAUGGCUCUGUCCUCCAUGCUAUGUAUCCCGCUCUGGAUCUUCAUCAAGGUGUGGAAGACAGAGGGCACCCUGCCCGAGAAAUUACAGAAGUUGACAGUCCCCAGCGCUGAUCUGAAAAUGCGGGGCAAGCUUGGGGCCAGCCCACGGACGGUGACCGUUAAUGACUGUGAGGCCAAGGUCAAGGGCGACGGUACCAUCUCUGCCAUCACAGAGAAGGAGACGCACUUCUGAGUCCCACCAGCCGCUCGGAUCCUUCUCCCCCGUUCCUUCCCUGCUUGUAAAUGAAUCCUGAACCUUGUACUUCACCUAAUGUUAGGGGCUUGCUCAUCUGCACAGGACUAUUAACAAGUUAACUCCCAGCCGGCCACUGUGUGCCCUGGACCCUCGCCUCCCUCCCGUGAUCAUGGGCAUAUCCACCUUACCAAGAUAAUUCUGUACAGUGACUAGCAGAUCCUGGCCUAGGGUGGCUCAACCCACGUUUUCUAGAGUCCUUGUAUUAUACGGUCAACUUUUAUGCUGUGGGCGAGUGGAGUGAGGGAGCAGAGCCCAUCCGCCUCUGGUUUUCAGUCAUUCCUGACCUUGUCUCGGACCUUCUCUGCCCACCCUCCUCUGUACCCUAGGGAGAGUUGGUUCUGUUUUGUUGUUUUCUUUGGGUCUUCCCCUUUUCCAAUGACAGGACCUUCCACAUGUCAAAGUUGCAAGACAGUGAAGAAAACAUCCCACCAUCCACAGGGCUCCUGAGUAAUCAGGAGUUCAUGACUGUCCCAUCCAGUGACUGCGGCUACUUCCUUCCCUCCCUGAACCUCGGUUUGGGUUCUCCAUCUCCCAGAUUGAGGGAGGGGAUAGAAUGGAGUCUUCCCCUUGAAGUGGGGAAAGAUUCCCUGCCUCACUGCCUGGCAGGGCUGCUUUGACCUUGACCUGCAGAGACUUGCAGGCCUCUUCUCCAUCCUUCUUUGCUAUGACCCUCCCCCAAGCCCAACCUUAUCUUAAGUCAAACCUGUCACAAACCAUAUUGGGGAAGUGUGUUUCCCUAACAACUGGAGUUUUAGUAUAGCCCUGAUCCCUGGAGACUAGCACAUCCCCAGCCCCUGUGACAGGGGGUCCCAUCAUCUCUUCAACCUUCUUGGCCAUCAGUCUGUCCCUCCUUCCUUGGUAGGGAUGGACAGAGACCAACCACCUCUUCUUGCAGCUGCCUGGCCAAGAUCUAUGGCCAUCCCUGCAGGGGAGCUAGUGAGGCCCAGGGCUGGAUUCCACCCGCGGGCCCCUUCCUUACACCACCCCUCCUUCCCUCUUGUCCCCCGCCCUCUUCUCUACCUCCCUGCCACUCCCGCACAUCCUGUGGGCAGACAUCUUCUGGAGCCAUUCCACCUGCCCAGGUGUGAGGAGCCUUCACUCACACUUACCAGAGGGAGGAACUGGGCAUCCAUCCCUCAGGCUCUUCCUUGGAAAUGGAGAGCAGACGUGGUCCCCAGGAGGAGGCUGGCACUGUGCCCUCCCGCCUGGCUCAGACCUCUUGGACUGACCUCUCUCUUCCUCAUCUGCUGGUUUUUCCAGCUGUAUUGUCUGCCCAGCUAUUGGGGGAUGGGAGGUGGGAGGGGGGCAUCCUUUCUCUCUUCCUGUAAUUGCCUAGAUUCAUCUGUUGGAAAGGUGAUAUUUCUUCACACUAAGGCUCCCGUGUCCUGUCAAAGACCCGAAUGCUCUAUUUCCCCAAAGCUUCUGGACUCUGAGCUGUUCUGCCCAGCCGCACCCCCAACCCCCUCCCCUGCCUCCACCUAAAGCCUGAGAUGGCUGAGCCAAAUGCCCAGCACUCCCCAGCUAAUUGUACACUUGUCCAGGGCAUGCCCCUGACCCAGCUGCUCACAAACAGGCCACAUAUUCCUUCUGGGAAGGCCAACAUCAUACUGAAGAUGACCUGUGGAGCUGGUCCUCAACUGCUGUCCCCCACCACCCCUGAGGAGGGAGGCUGCCCACUGCUGCUAUUGCUCCUCACCACCAACUCCCUCAUGGACAGACAGACAGAUCCCUAAUGUCUGUCAUCACAGACACACGUGUUGUACAUGUGGCCCUUAACACUUGACACUCAUAACAUUACUCAUGGGGCAGGGUAGAGGGAGGCUUGUGGUUGGGGGUUGUUUUUUUGUCUUGUCUUGUUUUGUAAUUUCAUACUAGUAUUUGGGUAACUGUAGGGAGGAGGGGAGGGUAAGAGGGAGCAAGGGGACAUGUCUUUGUGUCAACUUUUUUGAUAUUCUUUAGAAAUGAUACAAUAUAUCCUUUCUGAGAUAUUUACAGUAUUAUUAAAAAUGAAAAGGGUUGGACGGUUUUGCAUAACAAACUUUUUAUUGGCAACCCAAAGAGCACAAGAUUGUCUGUCUGCUCCUUUUAAAAAAAAUUAAAAGAUGUGGAUCGACUCCCACGUGGCUGUU